Messenger RNA from Calypte anna (Anna's hummingbird), 715 nucleotides. RefSeq names its product protein phosphatase 1 regulatory subunit 27 (gene PPP1R27). Gene Ontology annotation, molecular function: phosphatase binding. The coding region runs from base 1 to 546 and encodes 181 amino acids. The transcript is spliced from 4 exons. NCBI's taxonomy places the organism in Eukaryota, Metazoa, Chordata, Aves, Apodiformes, Trochilidae. The record is from RefSeq and is a predicted model, not a curated record.
AUGUCCAGGUUGGACUGCUGUGUGCAGACAGAUGUCUAUCAGCCUGUCAGCAGUCCUGCUCUGUGUCCAAAAGCUGUGGUCAGCAUGGAGGACUCCUGCCCAGUCCCUGCGUCCCAGUGCAGUCGCUACGCCCAGAGACUGAGAGCCACGCGCACCGUGCACUUCCCUAAUGACGUAGUCUUCCAGGACCACAUCAGGGAGGGGGACCUGGAGCAGGUGGGCAGGUUCAUCCGUGCCAGGAAGGUGACGCUGGACACUAUCUACCCUUCUGGCAUGGCAGCCCUCCACGAAGCCGUGCUUACGGGAAACCUGGAAUGCGUCAAGCUCCUGGUUAAAUACGGUGCCGACAUCCACCAGAGAGACGAGAACGGGUGGACGCCCCUGCACAUGGCCUGCAGCGACGGCUACGCCAACAUCGCCAGGUACCUCAUCUCCCUCGGGGCCAGCCUGGAGGCCACCACCGACGAGGGGGAGCGGCCCUCAGACCUCAUCGACCCUGAGUACAAGGACCUGGUGGAGCUUUUCGAAGACACCACCCUGGGCUGAGGCGGGGCACGGCGAGGAGCGGGAGCGGGAGCGGGAGCGGGGCGGCGGGGCUGAGCCGCGCCGCAGAGACGAGGCCGGGGCCGGGCUGGGCCUGGCCCGGUGAGGUCUCGAUCGGGACCGCGGCUCGGGAACCACUUUGUACUUUUCCAAUAAAGGAUCUGGGACACCG